Molecule: messenger RNA, 2841 nt
Organism: Rhododendron vialii
Lineage: Eukaryota; Viridiplantae; Streptophyta; Magnoliopsida; Ericales; Ericaceae
Product: calcium-dependent protein kinase 1-like
Exons: 7
Coding region: 808-2610 (600 amino acids)
Biological process (GO): protein autophosphorylation; peptidyl-serine phosphorylation; intracellular signal transduction
Cellular component (GO): nucleus; cytoplasm
Molecular function (GO): calmodulin binding; calcium/calmodulin-dependent protein kinase activity; calcium ion binding
Source: RefSeq, a predicted model, not a curated record
AAUUCUUCCAACCAAAAAAUAAGAAAGAAAAAUGGUAUAAAAAAUCAGCAAGGACCCAGAAAGAGGUAGCCUAUUUCCUCUCUCAAUCCAACUCCUUAGUUGUCACCUCUCUUGUUGUUUAAGAUCUCAAUCUCCUCCUCCUCUUCACUGCUGUACUUUGGUAACACUUUGACUUUCCAUGUUGAACCUUUCUAUAAUCCAACAUAGGGACCGUUUUCCUUUGUGGGUUUGAUUUGAUUUGAUCUUGGAUAAGUAGGUAUACUCUCUAACCCUUUUAGGGUUUUUCUUUUGCUUUCUUCCUGGGGCUUGUUUUCUGGGUUUCUUAUCUUUCUGGAUAUUUGUUACUAUAGUAUUUGCUAAUUGCUUGAUAUCUGUUUGAAAUAUUUGGGUUUCUUUCUGGCUUAACUGAUGUUUUGAAUUGCUUUGGUUUUGGUUGAUUCACCUGAAUCGGUAUUGUUUAUGAAUUUGAUUUACUUACAGUUCAUGUUCUGGGCUAAUUUAGGCUUUCUUACAUUCAAUUGAGUCAGUUAUAGUUGGUUUGACUUGGAUAUAGUAUUGGGGUUUUGUAUAAAACAAUCUUAUCUUCUUGAAGCAACAUUAAAUAGCUAAUCUAAGCUUUUUCAUUCAAUCUUGGACAAGUUUAAGUUGGUUAUAGUGGGUUUGACUUGGGUAUAGUAUUUGGGUUCUGAUAAAAAAAGAGUAGAUCUCAUCUGUUCUUUCAAGAUAAGAAACGAAGUUAGAUCUUAAUGUUGAAAGUGAAGUUGGGGUGUUGAGUCGGUAUUUGAUUGUAGCAAGGGUUGGGUGUCAAUGGGGAAUACUUGUGUUGGACCAAGCAUUACAAAGAAUAGGUUCUUGCAAUCGGUUUCCGAUGCCGUGUGGGGGUCCCGAUUGCCGGAAAGCUCAAUGCUUACAACCACUGAUGGAGAAAGUGUCCCCGAGACGCCUACAACCGCAAAAGAACCUGAAGCCCCCAUGAGUGUUCAGAGUAAACCACCUCGACAAGUGACAAUUCCAAAAGUGGAAACAAACGAGCCAAUUCCGAAAGUGGAAACUAAAGUGACAAUUCCAAAUGUGGAAACGAAGGUGACAAUUCCAAAAGUGGAACAAAAACAAGAGCCAUCACCACCUCCCAAGAAGCACAUGAAGAGGUUGGCUAGUGUAGGGCUUAGGACAGAUGCGGUUUUGCAGAGGAAGACCGGUAAUUUGAAGGAAUUUUACUCCUUGGGGAAGAAACUAGGACAGGGUCAAUUUGGGAUGACCUUUCUCUGUGUGGAGAAAGCUACGGGGAAAGAGUAUGCAUGUAAGUCGAUCGCCAAGAGGAAGUUAUUGAGCAAAGAAGAUGUGGAGGAUGUGAGGAAGGAGAUUCAGAUAAUGCACCAUUUGGCUGGCCAUCCAAACGUGAUAUCGAUCAAAGGUGCUUAUGAGGAUGCCGUGGCAGUUCAUGUCGUUAUGGAGUUGUGCGCUGGGGGUGAGCUUUUCGAUAGGAUUAUACAACGUGGUCAUUAUACAGAAAGAAAGGCUGCUGAGCUUACUAGGACCAUUGUUGGAGUGGUGGAAGCCUGUCAUUCUCUUGGGGUUAUGCACCGUGACCUGAAACCGGAGAAUUUUCUCUUUGUUGACCAGAAGGAGGAUUCGCUUCUCAAGACAAUUGACUUUGGAUUAUCCGUAUUUUUCAAACCAGGUGAAAAAUUCAAUGAUGUAGUUGGCAGCCCAUAUUAUGUUGCCCCAGAAGUGCUGCGAAAGCGCUAUGGUCCCGAAGCUGAUGUCUGGAGUGCUGGGGUAAUUGUUUACAUUCUCCUAAGUGGAGUUCCUCCUUUCUGGGCUGAGACCGAACAAGGAAUAUUUGAACAAGUUCUGCAUGGUGAUCUCGACUUCUCGUCUGAUCCUUGGCCAAGUAUCUCAGAGAGUGCAAAAGAUAUAGUGAGGAAAAUGCUCAUUCGAGACCCCAGAAAGCGCAUAACUGCACAUGAAGUUUUGUGCCACCCUUGGGUUCAAGUCGAUGGUGUUGCUCCUGACAAGCCUCUUGAUUCUGCAGUUUUAAGUCGCAUGAAACAAUUUUCUGCCAUGAACAAGCUCAAGAAAAUGGCUCUCAGAGUUAUUGCUGAGCACCUGUCUGAGGAAGAAAUCGCUGGCCUGAAACAAAUGUUCAGGAUGAUAGACGCAGACAACAGUGGUCAAAUUACUUUUGAAGAACUUAAGGCUGGACUGAAAAGAGUUGGUGCUAAUCUUAAGGACUCUGAAAUCUAUGAUCUAAUGCAAGCUGCAGAUGUCGAUAACAGUGGAACAAUUGAUUAUGGGGAGUUCUUAGCUGCGACAUUGCAUCUGAACAAAGUUCAGAAAGAAGAUCACCUGUUUGCGGCUUUCUCCUACUUCGAUAAGGACGGAAGUGGUUAUAUCACCCCGGAUGAGCUCCAACAAGCAUGCGAGGAGUUUGGCCUAGAGGAUGUUCGAUUGGAAGAAAUGAUCCGAGAAGUUGAUCAGGACAAUGAUGGGCUAAUAGACUACAAUGAGUUUGUCGCGAUGAUGCAAAUGGGAAAUGCAGGUGUUGGUGGAAAGAAGGGCCUAGAGAAUAGUUUUAGCAUUGGGUUUAGAGAGGCAUUGAAACUUUAGAAACCACUUGCUUUGGUGAGGCUUUUGAUGCUUUGUCAUUUUUUCAUGACCUAUUUUUCUUUUUUCUUCUUUUUCGUCCGAACGUAUAUUUACAGAGUUUGGAUAUUAUAGAAUGAAGCACCAGAGCUUAACAAAGAGGCAGGAGCCUUUGCUAAAGUGUAUACCUGCUUUGAACCCAUGCAACAUUUUGAAUUGGUUUUGACAAUGAAUCCAGCUCUAUCAUCUUGAAUA